Messenger RNA from Exophiala dermatitidis NIH/UT8656, 4339 nucleotides. RefSeq lists its product as uncharacterized. The transcript is spliced from 2 exons. Bases 1082 to 1372 code for a protein of 96 amino acids. The record is from RefSeq and is a predicted model, not a curated record. NCBI's taxonomy places the organism in Eukaryota, Fungi, Ascomycota, Eurotiomycetes, Chaetothyriales, Herpotrichiellaceae.
GCCCGCUUCAAGUUGCGGCCUACAAAUUGAACGUAGCACAACAUUAUUAUACGCGGAGGGUGUUCAGCGAUGAGAUAGUCACUUGCUACUGGAAACGACCGCCCAGACAAAUACAAGCGUGAAAUAGGGUCGCUUCCACUGCGAUCACCCAGCAUUGUCUACAUCUACAGCUAUUCCAAUCGAAGCGACACACUCCUGCAGGAGCUUUCAGAUAUACGCGUUCGCACGCCUAACCGCCAUGGACAUGCCCAGUAACUGUCCUUCAACCAGCUCGUUGGAAACCUCAAUAAAUUUAUGCAUGAUGCUGCAUCAGCUGGCUGUCAUGGUAAAUAUGCACGCGUGAUCCAAUGCCAGCGGCUGCAGAGGCCCCGCGCGCUGAGGCGACAGCAGCAUCGUAUCGCUCAAUGGACCUUCGACGAGCCUCCUGGUAUAUGGUCCUCUACGCGUUCUUAUGGACUUCGACUGCAGGUCGAUUAGCGGGGGGAGCAAAGAUUGUGAUCCUGUGUACCUCGAUCAACCGACGUCGGCGCUCCAUGUUGUCUCGCCGGUCAAGGCACACUUCAAAAUGAAUCACUCCUCUGACUGUCUCACUGUGGACAUUCUAUCGAAACCAGGCUCUCUUCGACUCGUCAGUCGAUCCUCAAUUGCGAUUACAUAUGCACAGCUGGACGCUACCGCUACUAUAAACUGCGACCAAUCCUAGCGUGCCACAUCGGCAGGCACCGCAUUCAAGUUGUUGCGUAAGAAAGGAAACUUGAAAGCAGUGAGGCGUUCCAUCGACACCCGGUUACAUUGGGGGAAAGAAAAAGGCAAACAUUCAAGAUGAACACCACUGGUGCCUUGUGGUUGCCUGGCUCGCUCGCAUCUUCCACAGCUUAAAUCAAUCACAGACCACUUCUUACUGAUCCCCUCGAUGCACGUACAACGGUAAGGUAUAUAUCUCUCUGAGCUAGAGCUAGACUUGUUCUGCCUCUGUUCUCUAGUCUUUGUCCAGAGAAAUACCUCAUUCCAACUUCUUUAUCGUCAGUGUCCACUGUCCAGUCACCAAGGACUUCAAGGUUCACUCCAUCAGACCUGAGCCAUGCCACUUAUCAGCAAGGACUCUCGACUUUCCAAGAGCGACAUCCAGAACAUCAGGUAUCUUGGUGAACAAGGGGGAUUUAUUCCUCCUGGUGCAGAGCUCAGUUACCCGAACAAUGACGGCCGCGCUCACCGGUCCAAGUGGACCACCGACGACGGCAUAGAGCACGAAGACUACCACAUCACCAUUAUCUGGCGCUAUAACGGUAAGAGGAGGGUUUGUCACGUUCCAGUCGACGAACGUACUUUUGAUAUUGGUAUCCUUGUCUGGUUUGCGGAGCGAAGUGCCUAGAUAGUAGAAAGACGGGAUAUCGAGUUUUGUUGAAGUGAGGAGGCACAGUUCAAGUCAAGAACUUCUUCCAACUCGACUACCGACCAUCAUAAUGACAAUAGUCCUUGAUAUAUCCCAGAUCCACCUGCGGGCCUUCAUCGUUGACCCACAGAUCCAUCUCCCUCGUCCACUCCAGCUGAUGUGUGUGCAUCAGUGCCUUGGCCUCGGCAGACUCGAGCCGCCUAAGAUGCCACAAGAUCGUUUCUGCUAGCCGCAGCUGGGCAGCUGGCUCAGGCUCACCAGUCAAUGAGUCCGCUGGCGACAGGCCCGGGGUCGAGCUUUCGUCCUCUUCGUGCUGCUGCAUUCCUUCCAUCUCUGCAGGUGGCGUCGAAGUGGAGGGCACUCGCACCUUCUUCACCAAGUCACUGAACAACGACGAGGCUGCAUCAGGCUCGUUUCGCUUGCGAAGAAGGUCGGCCAAAGUCAGUCGAAGCCACAUGAGCGUGCGAUUGUUGCUGUCUCUUCCCAGCUCCGUGGACUCAUGCAACAGGCCCUCCAUGUGGGAAACUGCUUCGUCUUUGUCCUCUUCGUCAAGCGCCAGCAAUGCCUUCAUGUAGCCGAUUUCACAUUUCCGCUCGAAGCUCUUGUCUGUGACCCAAGGUGCAUCCACGAGCGACAGAAACCCCCUCGCAUCGUCCAAUUUGCCCAAAGUACGAUACGUCAAUGCUAGUUGCAGGAUAGAGUCCGCUACGAUCGCGGCUUCGGUACCGAAUAACCUUUGCCGAACAUGGAUAUUCUCCUCGAGAAGCACCCGGGCCCGGUCAAGGUCCGACCCUCGGCCACGUUUGCGCAAAGCAGCCGCCAGCGAACAUUGCACGUAGGUCGACUUGGAAUUUUCAAUGGUCAAGGUGGACGUCCAGAUCUUGUAGAUGUCGCCAUAUAAAUCGAUGGCCUCGGAGAACUGUCCCAGAGCUUCCAUCGCCCAUCCUCGAAACAUCUGCCCUUUGAGCACCUCAGCGGCCAGUGGACCGAGCGUACGCCAAAGACCCGCUUGAGCCCUUGCUUGAUUCUCUGCCGAUUCUUGGAAUCGCGUCAUGAUGAAUGCGACCACGGCGGCGUAUUGCAAACUCAAGAAUGAGUCGGGCCGCUCCGGACCCAAAAUUUCGAGUUGUCGCUUGGAAAUGUCUAGCAGGAGAUCGUAGCUGUUCUUGUGGUCACCCUGAGCGUAUGCUUCAAUCGCUGCAACAGAUCGAGCCUGGAGUGUCAGGGGAUGGUUGGCACCCAGCAUCUCUGUCAAUCCAGCAGCAACGGUAUGCCUGGUUCCAUAGCUUUCGUCUACACGCCCAGACAAGUUGCAAAACUCACCGAGACGCUUGAGGGCCAGGUACGGCAACAACUUGUCAUCGAAAGUGCGGAAUGAUUCAGCCACUUUGUGAUAUGGCCCAACACAGAAUUGUUGGAGGGGAAUUUGACUCCGCAACCUUGGGGGUAGGAGCGUGACCCAGGAGCGAAGCGCAGACUGUGGGCGCAUCAAGAUGGACAUGUCAUCGGCAGAGUUCAAGGCAUAAAACACCUCUGCCCAGCAGACGAAUUGAUUCGAGGUCAUGAAGUUGCCUAAAUGACGGACAAUGAAAUCUCCAGGCUCGUCCACUUGGCAGAUGUGCAUUUGCCAGUGCUGACAAGCGUACUUGUACAGCACAUCAGUGUGCGGGCCACGUUCAAUAUCCAAUUCCUCCGCACCAUAACCGUCAGGAUGAGCGUGUUUCCGAAUGAACCGUGCGAGGAGGGUCGGUUCACGGUACUGGAUCUCAUUAAGCUUCGCAAGAGUCUUCUUGGCCAAAUAUUCGUUUCCUUCGGAUAACGAGAUCUUCAACGAUGCGUUCUUUGGGGCGGACCGUGUUAGAAAGUCUUUGACAGACAUGUGUACCAUCUCAACAUGGCCAUUAGCCACCCGCACAAGCGGCCAACACAAUUGCUGGAUGGCUUCAAAUGGGUCGAGAAAAAGAUCCUUCUCAUCUAGGGAAGAGGUUUGUGCUUUGUAGGCAACAAAGUGAGAGAGCUCGGUAAGUGACAGUGGCCGUGCAGCAGCAACCACAAUCAGGAAGAUCUCUCGCCUGAGAGCCAAUUCGCUUGCCUCCAACGUCCUAGCGGUGUCCGCAAGAAGCUUCUCGUAGACGUUGUCCAGUCCAAGAGGAAAUGAAGAAAGUGCACGCUCCUGCGCGUUGUGUGUCUUUGCCCGGGCGAGGCAGUCAAUCAUCAUUCUCGCCCAGAGAAACAUACCUUGACAGUCGGAGUCAAUUCUUUGCAGCAGCUUUUCUUUGAUCCCCUGCAGCAGUGGUUGACGAUCGACUUCUUCUUCCACAAACCGUUCAAUGUCGGCAGAAACAACAUCCGGUGUCACAGGAAUACGGAUUGCGUUGCUGAAAGGCUCUUCAAAUUUGCUAUGAUACCUUGAGAGGACGAUUGUGCGUGCAUUGGGUAGUUCAGACAGCCCGUGGAGACACUUCAGUAGAUCAUCGUUGUCGUCUACACCCUGGCACUCAUCGAGAGCAUCAACAAUGAGUGUGAAGGCAGGUAAUUGGGGAAGUAGUGUCUCCAGAAUUGCCCAAAGUCGGAUGAAUGGACAGUCGUGGGGCGUCUUGUAGUGGUCAAACAUUGGGAUGAUCUCUUGAACAUGUCUCGGGAAGUCGGAACUGCUGGUGAUACUCGGUUGUUUCAAGAGCUGUGAAAGAAGUGAGGACACGAGUGGGAUUACAGAGGCUAAAUUCGUGGAAAGCGAACUGCGGAAAAAGUGUGUGAUCGUGAUGGGCGUGGGCGAUUGUUCGGCCAGAAAUUGAGCAAGCAUCGUCUUUCCACACCCUGUAGAUAUCAGCAUGAGAGAGACGUAGGGAUAAUGGCAACAUUUGAGCAUUACCAGGGAUUCCAUAUAUCCAAAGAAGUUGGGAGAAAUGGUUUGCGGUCCACACCUGAUAUUGCUGCGAGUCGAAG